AUUUGCCCAGUCUCGCACUAACUAACUCGCUCAUUGGUGCACUACUGUUUUUCCCUUUCACUUCUGCUCACUAUUAAUAAAUAGUCAACUCUUGAACAUUCCUGAUUAAUCACUAAUUGUUGAUUAACCCUAAUGGUUCGUUUUUUUAACCCAUACACAAUAUCAGACAGGACAAUGUGAAUAUCGGCUCAAAAUAUCCCAGGACGUUCCGCAGCAGCUGGGCAGAAAUGGAAUAAUUGAAUUUUAUCACUUGUUGCAGCAGCUGUUCACCACAAAAAGUUUAAAAUGUUCAACAACACAAAUGGUGCUACAUUCGCAGAAAAGCUCGGACUGGACUCAGAAGUUCGAGAAUUGAAGUUUGGGUCUAGUUUUACUCCUGGAAAUCGGGGACAAUCAGGAGGCUUUCACUCUAUCAAAUAUGAUUUUAAACCUGCAAGUGUGGACAAAUCCAAGACUGCAACGCUGGAAAUGGGACCGAGUGGACAGGUCACGAUAUCCAUGCCACAUUACGACAAUACCGGGAGCACUAUUUUUAAAGGAUCAACGAGACCAUACACUAAAGAAUGUGUACUUAUUAUUGAUAAACAAACUGGAGAAAUGGUUCUAGAGAAACUAUCACACAAUGUUCAAGUAAAAAAGACAAGGCAAGAGGGGAGUGGUAAAAACUCGUCCAAGAAUGCUGGACUUUUAGGAGAUGUGGAACCCAGUCCUCCUCCAUCUGCUCCGAGGUCAGGCUCCAAUCGCACUGAUUAUACUUCAUCGUCGUCGAGAGGUCGCGAGGACGGUAUGGGUUACCCAACUAAACGCCCAGUCCCACCAGCAGUUUCAAGCUUGAAUCCACCAAUUGCUGCUGGUGGUGGUAGUGGUACGCAUGGACGACGACCAAAUUCGCCUUUGCCUCCAGCAGCGAGUUCUUCGAGACAUUCCCCACUCCCUUCUCAUCAUCAUACCUCUUCUUCAGGGCGAUCUUUAUCGCCAUCACCCUUUGAAACUACAUCAGGAAAAUCAGGCACGUCAGUUGCUGCCUUUGAUACUCUAGUUAGCAAACAAAGCACAACAAACUCCACUCCUGCAAUACUUUCGUUGACAAGUAUUGAAGAUCUAUUAACGACCACAUCUCCACAACAGCAGCAGCAACAACAACAACAACCUCCCCCACUUCUCAAGACAUCUGCAAGUUCCAAUAAUAAUAAAAAAGGAGCAACAGAUCAAUCACUUGUUGGUCCUCAACCUGGGACAAGUGCUUUCAUGAAAGACAACAAAUCUACUAUCCAUUCACCAAGUAGCAAAAAGAUAGUUUCGGGUGAAAUGUCAGAUUCUUCAGAUGAUUCAAGUAGCAGCUCGAGUAGUGAAGAUGAUGACGACAGCAGUAGUGCAUCAGACAUGGAGGAAGUAGCAUUACCACAAAUUAGCAUCGCCCCAGUGCCUAUGGACAUUUCUAAUGGAAAGCAUCCUCAUACGCAUAAUGCAUCACCAGCGGCCAGAUUUCCUCCUGCAACCGUACCUGGAUCCAUGCCAAAUUUUUCCGAUUUGGGAGAUAUACCUUCCCAUCCUCAUCUAUUGAGUGAAGAUUUACAGCUAUCCGAGUCUGGCUCCGACUCGGACUAAUUAUUGUUAAUUACCACUAUCGUCUGCCGCUAAUUUGUUAUGUCACGUGUAAAUCAAAAAAACUGCCAAUGCACAUCAGAAAUUUGCUAAAUUGCCGAGUAUGCAAUAAUAUUCAUUAAUGGCACAAUGCCAAAAAUUAGCUUAUUGAGCAUUAAUUUGAAUAUAUAUUGUAUAAUUGUAUUGUAUGUUUGUGCUAAUUUUCUUUGACUGAUGCUAUUUUGCAACGAUCGAUUGGCCUUCUUAGAGAAGUGAAACGUCCAGAAGAAAUAAAUGCAAACAAUUGCAAUAAGUGCAAACAA
Messenger RNA from Folsomia candida, 1907 nucleotides. RefSeq names its product ELL-associated factor 2. Gene Ontology annotation, molecular function: transcription elongation factor activity. The transcript is spliced from 6 exons. Lineage: Eukaryota; Metazoa; Arthropoda; Collembola; Entomobryomorpha; Isotomidae. Gene Ontology annotation, biological process: regulation of transcription elongation by RNA polymerase II; positive regulation of DNA-templated transcription. The record is from RefSeq and is a predicted model, not a curated record. Gene Ontology annotation, cellular component: super elongation complex. Bases 286 to 1608 code for a protein of 440 amino acids.